AUGAGCAAUCUCAAACCAUACUAUGGUUAUGGCGAACCAGUUUCAAUCACAGUUUUGAUCCGAGAUGAAUCAACAGGUACAGUCAAUGUUAAGUUCGGAGAAACAAUUGUUCAUUCUGAAAGAUACACAUCAUCUCAAGGUACAGCCAAACCAACAUUAACAUUCACUUUCAAUAACACAUUCCGUGAUGAACAAAUGGUUAAAGUUCAAGUUUUAGAUGAGUUCCAGAGACCAUCCGAAAUCUUAAUCGGAUCGUUCAUGAUUAAGAACAAACCAUACCUUACAAGCGUCAAAAUAACACCAGAAAAAGUAUUAGAAUCAGAAUCGCUUAGCAUCGAAGGUAUUUUCAAUUAUCCAGAUAAAAACAAGAAAGUCAACAUGAAGGCUAAACUCAAUAAUAAAGUUGUAUACGAUCCAAUCCUUAAUGUACAACUUUCAACAGGUGAAGAAAACCAGAAAUACCAGAAAUGGUCAUUGCCAUUAUCUCAAUUCCAAGGAUUAGCACCAGGAACAAAUUAUAAUAUGGACUUUUGGCUUGUUACCGAAGACUAUGUCCAAACUACAGAUGAUUAUAGUGAAGCAACAGAUAUUCUGAAUAGAUCUACUUCAAACAAGGUUCAAGGAUCAUUCAGAAUUUCAUUCGCUCCAGAAUUAUCAAUCAAUGAAAAUACUGUAAUGAAAUACUACAAUAGCGAAGCAAAUAGUUUCCCGGUUUCAGGAUCAGUUAAAGGUGAUGGCAGUGUUAAGAUUUAUGCAAUUUAUAAUGGCCAAGAAAGCGAAAUCGGAACAGUAGAAGCAGUCCAAAACGGUAAAACAUUUGGUCCAUUGACAUUUACAUUCUCCAGUGAUAAGACAUACGGCGAGAAGCUUGUUAUGUUCCGUGCUGUUGAUGCUAGCUCAAAGAAUAGUUCAGAUGUUUCUAUGAAAUUCUAUAUCAAGAACAAACCAACAUUAUCCGAUGUAUCUGUUAACCCGAACCCAGCAGAAUUAGGUUCUAAGGUAACUAUCGAAGGCACAGUUACAGAUGUUGAUGCAAGGAAACAGGUCUAUGUCCACAUCAAGUAUGGAACAAACAGUGUUACAACUAUUCCAAAUAUUGUUUCAGGACAGAAGUUUAGCACUCAGAUCCGUGUCAACACUCUUGGAGUGGAAACAUUCAAUAUCUUCGCAUCUGAUAACAGCGAUCCUAAUUCUACACCUGUAUCUGAAUACGAUCAAUCUGGAGUAGAACAAAAGAAGAUCAAUGUAACAUCAAAACCAAUCCUUUACGUAUCAAAUCCAUCAGGAUCCAACAUAUUCCAUCGUAUUGAUCGCCCAUUAGUUCUCAAAGUCAGAAUGUCAGAUGAUGACACAGUUACAGUUAAAUACACAUUGAACGGAACACCAUUGGAUAGCAUUUCAAAGACUGUCUCCUUAAACGGUAGGACAGUUGAAGAAAACGUCCAAAUUCCAAUCACUGAUUUGAAAUAUUCAACUAAGUACACAGUCAAAGUUAUGCUCACUGAUAGCUAUGGAUUCGAAUCAGAAUAUGUUCAUUCAUAUGAUUUCUACAUCAAGACCAAGCCAACAUUAUCUGAUGUAACAAAUCACAAUAAGAUCCUUCUUGGAGGCGAGAAGAUAAAUGUUACAGGUAUUGUUAAUUGCGAAGAUGUAGGAAGGAAACUAUACGUCCAUGUUAGAUAUGGUCAAAACAUUUAUGUCACAAAUAGCAACGUCGAAAUCGGAAAACAAUUCUCAUGCGAAAUUCCUGCAGGAGAAGUCGGAGAAAUGAAAUUCUAUGUUUUCGCAUCAGAUAAUUCUGAUCCACAAUUUGAUCCACUCACUCCAAUGGACAAAUCAGAUACCAUAGAAUUAUCUUCCAAAGUUACAUAUAGACCUUCAAUUAUCUUUAACCCGCCAGAAUACCCAGAUCACGUAUUUAACUCAAAGAGACGUUUAUACCUUUCUCUGGAGGUCUUUACUGAUGCAGAUUUCGUUGUUAACUAUAUGCUCAAUGGUACAAAUCUUACAUAUCUUUCAAGGUAUGUAAAACGAAAUACAUGGAAUGAUAGAACAUAUAUUUAUCUUGAUGAAGUUCAACAAAGUAACAUACCAACAGCAUACACUAAUGAAAUCAGAAUUAAUGUUGUUGAUAUUAAUGGAUAUCAAUCAACCAACACAGCAUUUUAUUCAUUCGUUAUUAAGAACAAACCAGUACUUACCAAUGUCACAUGUUCACCAAAUCCAGUAAUUCUUGGUGGAGAUGUAACUAUCAAAGGUAUUGUUGAAGAUCCAGAUAACAAUGAGAACCUUUACGUUCAUGUCAGUAAUCAUAAUGACGCAACAAUUCCUGUCAAGCCAUCUCAACAAUUCACAACAAAGAUCACUGCUAACAAGCGCGGAAAGAUGGUUUUCAGCGUAGUUGUUAAUGAAUUCAGUGAUCCAAACCAGGAUACAGAUAAUGAAUACAUGAAAUCUGAUGUUGUUACUUUUGAAGUCAAUGUUACAUCCAAACCAGAACUCAGUGUCAAAUAUCCAGAAGGUUCCAACUACUUCAAUAAAAACGAUAAACCAUUAGUUGUUGAAGUAACAGCAACAGAUGACAGAGAAGCUACUCUUAAGUUUAUCCUUAACGACAGAGAAUUAACCAGUAUUGAAAAGACAAUUAACUUCAAUGAAGAGGAAAUAGUUGAAAGAUUUACAAUUCCAUUCACAUUCGUAUCAUAUGGAACCAAGAAUACACUCAGUGUUAAACUUGUUGAUAGCUAUGGCGUAGAAGCCGAUCCUGUUCCUUCAUACGAAUUUUACAUUAAGAACAAACCAAUUCUUCGCAGUGUUCAAAUCAGCCCGAAGAAUGUCCUUCUAAACCAGGACGUUACUUUAACAGGAUAUAUUGCUGAUAUGGAUGAUAACAAGCCACUUUAUGUUCACAUUCAGUUUUCAAAUGGCAAAUUCCAAACAAUUCAUAAUCUUUAUAGAAACGCACCAUUCAGCGAAAAAAUUACAGCUAGCCAACUUGGCCAAAUGGACAUGACAAUCUUUGCAUCAGAUAAUGCAGAUCCAACAGCUGAAGAUCAAACAGGAUUUGAUUUCUCAGCUCAGUUUCAAGAAUCAUUCAGAGUUACAUCAAAGCCAACAUUAUCCGUUCAGAAUCCAUCAGGUGACAAUUCAUUCAACAAAGAUCAUCCACUCACAUUCAGAUGCACAGUAUCAGAUGAUACAACAGCAACACUUCAAGUUUAUUUGGGCUCAUUCCCAUUAAACAAUCUCUUCAGAACAAAUAACUUCAACGGAAACUCUCAGACAUACGAUAUCACUGUUCCAAUUAACAAUUUGAAUUAUGCUGUUAAAUAUAAAGUUUACAUCAAAGUUGUUGAUGAAUUUGGCUUUGUUUCCGAAACAAUUCACGAAUUCCCAUUCACAAUCAAGAACAAACCAGAAAUCACAUCAAUUAACUUUGCUGUUCCAUUUGUCAAUGCCGUAUACAGUGCUAAAGUAUCAGGUGUUGUCAAUGACUUAGAUAAGCGCAAACUCUUGCACUUAUACAUUGUCGACAAUGACAAGUCAGAAUAUGUUGGCACAGUCUCAUCAAAUGGUGGCAAUCGCAACUUCGAGUUCGAUGUUCCAAUUGAUGCAGCUACUGCAGCUUCUACAAAGAGCUACAACUUCGUCUUCUCAGAUUUAAAGCCUCUCGAUUCAUCUGCAUCCGAGUACUCUAAAUCAAAGCAGAAGUCCGCAAACGUCAUUGUUACAUUCGCACCACAGUUAACAUACACACUUCCAAAGACAGAGUUCUUUGAGUCAGGAAAGACAAUGGAAAUCUCUGGUACAAUCACAGCUGAUAAGUUCGUCACAAUGAAGUACAAGGUUGACGAAGAUGAUUUAGCUGCAAGAGAUGAUAUCGCAAUGAGAAAUAAGGAUCAGACAUUCGAAAAGGCCGUUCCAAUCCCAACUAAGUGCAAGAAGGGAAUCCACGACUUGUAUGUCACAAUCAUCGACUCAAAUGAUCAGAUGACAACAGUCAAGGAAACAUUCAUGAUCAAGAACAAACCAGUUCUUUCUAAUGUCCAGAUCUCAAAGAGCCAGUACACUAAGUUAGAGGUCAUCACAGUUUCAGGCAAGGUAUUAGAUCGUGAUCUUGGUGAUGAUCUUAACUUCUAUGUCCAGUUCGGAGAUGCCAAAGAAGUUUUGGCAGCAACAAUGAAAUCUUCCGGCGAAGAAGAAGAUUUCACAUUCGAUGUCAGAGUUCCAGCUGAAGUCGAAUACGGUAACACAUCAAUCAAAGUUCAUGUCACAGAUGUUGACAUGUUUUCAUCAGAAAAUAGGUUAAUGAAGUUCGAAGUUGUCGUUCCAGCAAGAACACCAGCUCCAACACAAGGAAUUGACAACAACCAAGAAAACCAGGAUGGAAGCAAGGGAGGAUCAUCAUCAUCUUCCUCUAAGUCUAGCCACAAGGCAUUCAUCGCAGCAGUCGGUGUCGCUUGCUUCAUCCUUCUCUGCUUAUUCCUCCUCUUCAUCGUCUACAGAGUCAAAGUCAGCAGAAUGAAGAAUUCUCAGGAAACACCAGAUAACGAGGAAACAGUUAUCUCUACAGCUGGUGGCCAAACAACAAUGGAUAAUCCAACAUCCACAAGAAGCAAGAACAAGGAAAUCUCAGAUGAUGAUGAAGAAAUUAACGAACAAAACAUCGUUAUGGUUUAA
Messenger RNA from Trichomonas vaginalis G3, 4680 nucleotides. RefSeq lists its product as uncharacterized. The transcript has a single exon. The coding region runs from base 1 to 4680 and encodes 1559 amino acids. Lineage: Eukaryota; Parabasalia; Trichomonadida; Trichomonadidae. The record is from RefSeq and is a predicted model, not a curated record.